GACACGUCACAAUAUGACUGACAACAAUGUUCAUGCAAGUUUCUCCCUUUUCAUUUGUGGAGUCAUUUUCUUUUCAUUGUAAAUUUUAAGCGUGUCAAACGGAAGUGAGAUCACAACAAAAUAAUGAUGGGAGCAUAAAUAAAUAUUGAGCUUUUUUUCCGGGCAGCAUUGACACUUUGAACUGAAAAAGGUGGCGACAUACACAGAUCCAAAAAAAUGAUCAUUUCUCGGGAAAUCAUCCGAAGGGAAUUGUAAUUAUAGAAAUGGACUGAAGAGGGCGCUAUUACGUAAGAGCCGAGCUUCAUUUGGCUGCAACAUAAACAUGGCGGUCGGUAUGACGUAGUGAGCUAACAAACGUAACGUCGUCGACGGUGGGGGGGCUCCCGAGCGCCAUUACGUAAUAGCCGUCCCGCAAUUAAAGCCGGAAGUGGGCGUCGUCCUGAUUCCGCCGAAGGACACCCAUCAAGGACGCCUUUCCCACAAUGCACUGCGAUGACAUGGCGGCAAAUGCCGGCGGCGACCACCUCAGGCGCGGACGGAGGCCGCCCGGAGGCGACUCGGGUGCUCGGCAUGCGGCUGGAGACCAGCGACAAGCCGGCCGGCACCGGUGACGGCGGCGUUCUGCAGGUGACCGAGGACAGCUCCGUGCGGCUGCGCUUCUACGGGCUCAGGCUGCACCCGGGCGCCUGGAGGCUCAUCCGCUUCACGGAGAGGGACGCGGCGGGGGCCUGCUCGGACUUCACGAAGGACGUCGAGGUCGGGACCGGCAUGAACGUGAGCGGCCGGGGCACGGCGGGGCUGGUGCGCGUGCGCGUCAAGCCGCUGCGCAAGAGCCAGCCGAGCAGCGAGUACGUGCUGUGCACGCGCGCCGACGACGGCUGGGAGCCGCUGGGCGACGGGGACGGCCGCCUGCUGGUGGUGGAGGAGAAGAAGUCGCUGUUGCCGCUGUGGCUGCAGGUGAUCCUGAUCUCGGGACUGCUGCUUCUGUCGGGCAUGUUCAGCGGCCUCAACCUGGGCCUGAUGGCGCUGGACCCCAUGGAGCUGCGCAUCGUCCAGAGCUGCGGGACGGACAAGGAGAAGAAGUACGCCCGCAAGAUCGAGCCCAUCCGCAGCAAGGGCAACUACCUGCUGUGCUCGCUGCUCCUGGGCAACGUCCUGGUCAACACCACCCUCACCAUCCUGCUGGACGACCUGACGGGCUCGGGCCCCGGCGCCGUGGCCGCCUCCACCGUGGGCAUCGUCAUCUUCGGCGAGAUCGCGCCCCAGGCGCUGUGCUCGCGCCACGGGCUGGCCGUGGGCGCCGACACCAUCGCGCUCACCAAGUUCUUCAUGUUGCUGACCUUCCCGCUCAGCUUCCCCGUCAGCAAGCUGCUGGACGUGCUGCUGGGCCAGGAGAUCGGAACCGUGUACAACCGCGAGAAGCUGGUGGGGAUGCUCAAGGUCACCGAGCCCUACAACGACCUGGUCAAGGAGGAGCUCAACAUGAUCCAGGGGGCGCUGGAGCUGCGCACCAAGACGGUGGAGGACGUCAUGACGCCGCUGGCCGACUGCUUCAUGAUCCAGGCGGACGCCGUGCUGGACUUCGACACCAUGUCGGAGAUCAUGGAGAGCGGCUACACGCGCAUCCCCGUCUUCGACGACGAGCGCUGCAACAUCGUGGACAUCCUGUACGUCAAGGACUUGGCCUUCGUCGACCCCGACGACUGCACCACGCUCAAGACCAUCACCAAGUUCUACAACCACCCCGUCCACUUUGUCUUCCACGACACCAAGUUGGACACCAUGCUGGAGGAGUUCAAGAAAGGCAAAUCGCACCUGGCCAUCGUGCAGAAGGUCAACGACGAGGGCGAGUGCGACCCCUUCUACCAGGUGCUGGGAUUGGUCACCCUGGAAGACGUCAUCGAGGAGAUCAUCAAGUCGGAGAUCCUGGACGAGUCCGACCUUUACACCGACAACCGCACCAAGAAGCGAGUGGACGCCGCCAAGAGCAAACGGGACUUCUCGGCGUUCAGACCCGACAGCGACGCCAAGGCCAAGAUCUCGCCGCAGCUGACGCUGGCCGCGCACCGUUUCCUGGCGACAGAGGUGAGCCCGUUCGGCGCCCUCCACGUGACCGAGAAGGUCCUGCUGAGGAUCUUGAGGCAUCCCGACGUCGUGCAGGAGCUCAAGUUCGACGACGACGACAAGCGCGCCCCGCAGCACUUCCUGUACCAGCGCGGCAAGCCCGUCGACUACUUUGUCCUCAUCCUGCAAGGCCGAGUGGAGGUGGAGGCGGGAAACGAGAACAUGAAGUUUGAGACGGGCCCGUUCUCCUACUACGGCGUCAUGGCGCUCAGCACGCCGGCGCUGGCCGUCACCCCCCCUCUGUCCCCGUCGGUGGCGUCCCCCCCUCCGAGGCGCCUCUCUCUUAAGAGGUUUUCCGUGUUCUCUCGCUUCCCAGAGUUCCGUUCCCCGUCCCACGGCGGCAACCUGAACCGCUCGGCGUCCAUCGGCGGAGGCGGCCCGGAGGGCGGCUCCAUCGGCGGCGGCGGCAACGGCCAAAUCCCGGGAACGCCCUUCCAGUACGUUCCGGACUUCUGCGUACGAGCGCUCGGCGACUUGCAGUUUGUCAAGAUCACGCGAGCGCAGUACCAGAACGGCCUGCUGGCGUCGCGUCUGGAGAGCACGCCGCAGUCCCCGGAAGGAAGUCAACAGCGCCUGGACGCGGCGCCGUCCGACGCUCGGCCCGGCCGCUCCGCUGCGACGGGCGGCGGUUUUCCGGGGCGCCGCCUCAGUCAGUCGUCGCUCACGAGCAACCGGGCGGCCCCGGCUCCGACCGCCGCCGCCGACGCCGUUCCGGGAGAGACCACCGUGCUGCUGGGCGAGCAGCGCAACUGCGUGGACCCCCGACGGGCCGGCCAGCCCCUCGCGGCGCAGCAGGCGCACGCCGAGAGUACCAUUUGAGGCGUGGCCGAGAAGGUCGCCGAGGGCGCGCAUGUCACCUUUGAUGCAUAACGACCCGCUCGCCCCUUUCAUCACGACUUUGUCCCAGCGGGGCUCCUCCGUGUGAAAGUUUUCAACACGAAAUGGGAAUUUCCCCAACUUAGCCUCAGAGAGGGGAAAGCGGCUCCACUCGCAACGACCGCUGCCCGUCCGGUCUGGCGCCGACACGGAACGGGCCUGAAGUCCCCCCCCUCCCGGCCCGCGAGCCCCCCUUUUCCCUUUCAGACGUGGACACUUAAAGGUCCAUUUUCCGUAUUCCGCGGUAUUAACGCAGAAGAGCUUGCGUCAGGAAAAAGCCGGCGAGGCUUUUGUGCGAAAGACCGAUAUGCAAAUAUUUUCCACAAACUUUGAGCGGCAUCUUGCUCCAAGUUGUGACCAAGGCGUCAAAUUAUUUAUUAAUUACCUCUUUAUUUAUUUAUUUAUUUAUUGGGUGGACAGGCUGCUAUCUCGUUAGCAUUGUUAGCGCCGCUGUCACUGUGAUCGAAAAAAUUGAUGUCAGCGCAUUUCGACAAAAUGUUGACUUUGGUGAGUCACAAAGUAGUUUGAAGCAUGUUUGACUUAUUUUUUUUUUUUUUUUUUGACAACAGGGUUAAAAGGGAGAUGAUGAUAUCCUCCUAGCCUGUAAAUGUGACGCAACAGCUAGCGGCGUUUAGCAUAGCAUAGAGUCCAUCGCAAAUCUCGUGUGUACGCCAUGAGAAGCACUCACGUGUGUGUGUGUGUGUGUGAAGUCACUUUUUUUUUUUUUUUUUUAAACACUACGCUAAAGUUAGCUAGCAGGACACCGUACUGGUGGUUAGCACGUCUGCGUCACAGUUCUAAGGUUCAUGGUUCAAAAGUGUUAGCAUGUUCUCCCUACGUGCUUGUUUGGGUGUCCCCCCCCCCCCCCACAUUCCGUAAAAACAUGUUAGCAUGCUAGCUCACGUUUGUUGACAAACAGUUUUUAGAGGUAUCACUGCCAGUUUAGGUUCUAUGAUGAUUCACUUUAUUUUUUUUCCAUGCACGCUAGCCUAAGCGGUCAUGCCGGCGGCGACUUCACGUUUAGCCAGCGGAGGCGUCUUUCGAGGUUUGCGUCCGUGUAUUUAUUAACUCUGGGGGUUAACGAUUCAGCACGUUAGUUAACUAAGACUAACGGACAAACAUUCCGUCGCGUGUUGCGCCAACCGCUUUGGCGCCAACGCUGUCGUUCGGCAGGUUCACACACUCGACAAUUCCAAGUGCUAGCAGCUCCGAUGCUAACGCUGGAAUUUUAUUGAUGAAACUGUAUGCGAUUGUAAAGGGAAACGUAUUUCUUUGAAAUGGUAGGAGUAUAGAAGCUAGCACUUUACAUUUGUGAGGCCUAACACGAGGAAUAUUAAGUUGUUUUUUUUCCCUUUUCACAAAGGUGGACAUCCGAGUUAAAUAUGUGAAAGAGCCUGUAAUAUGGCGAGCUGUCCUUAUACGUCGUGAGCCUAGCUAGGUGAACAAAGCUACAUUUGUUGCGGAUCGAUCGGGUGGACUCGGCACACCGGUCGGGAAUCGCUA
Messenger RNA from Syngnathoides biaculeatus (alligator pipefish), 4503 nucleotides. Its product is annotated as metal transporter CNNM4. The coding region runs from base 493 to 2943 and encodes 816 amino acids. The transcript has 11 exons. Gene Ontology annotation, biological process: magnesium ion transport; magnesium ion homeostasis. Gene Ontology annotation, cellular component: plasma membrane. Lineage: Eukaryota; Metazoa; Chordata; Actinopteri; Syngnathiformes; Syngnathidae. Gene Ontology annotation, molecular function: magnesium ion transmembrane transporter activity; sodium ion transmembrane transporter activity. The record is from RefSeq and is a predicted model, not a curated record.